GAGAGCGGUGACUUCACUCUUCUUUUACGAAACGUCCCCCUUUUCCCUCCUUCCUAUUUUUUCUUUUCUUUUUUUCCCCCUGCACGGCACUGUCUGGCAGUAUGCCAGUAGUUUUCCUCUCGCUCUGCUCAGUGCUUAGCAAGCUGCUCAGUAGUGAAUUAGCAGCCUCAGCGGCACAGCUCCUCUCACGGGGAGCCUCUCCACGGCCACUUCCCCACAUCGACUCCCUGCCGCGCAACAUCUGGGACCGCAUCCCACCACGGGACACCCCGGACACCGCCUCGGACCGCGUCCCCUGCAUUCCCAACAGGAGCGGGGCGAUGAACAGCUGAGUUUCACUCACUUCCACUUUUGAAACUUUUUCAUCUUUCAUCUCCCUUUUUUUUGAUCUCUCUCUUUCUUGGGACUUUGGAGACAGAGGGACGGAGCAAGAGAGAGGAACGUGAGAGAAAGCACAGACCACUGUUUGCUUUUCUGGGAGGCUGUAAUUCUACAACUAUGUCGGAGAGCAUUGUCAGGAAGAUCCAGCCUUUUACCAUUGGGACCAAGCUGUCUGUCCCCAGCGUAGCCAAGUGCCCAGAUUUUGUGGAUGCCUAUUUGCCCAGCCAGGCUCUGGAUAAUUGCAAGUUACAGAACAGCCUCAAUGACCAGGUGUCCCUCUACCUCGGCCAGUCCCAGACGCAACAAGUCACCCCCCGGUCGUCACCCACCGCUGCCGGGGUGAUUGCAGCAGAGGGACGGCAGGAGGACAUGACCAAGGAGGACCAUCUCAACAGGAAUGGUGUCUCUCCCACAGGUGCCUCUAGGUCCAUCAGGAAGAUAACCAUCUCUGGGAGCACUGAGUCCCCCAGUGACACGGCAGCUUUGGGGGGUGAUUGCAUGGCUGCACUGGGGACCUCAAAGUUGGAGAACAUCAACAACAACAACAUGGUCUCCAAGCCUGUCCCCAGGAUUGUUGGGGUGAGCUGUGAGAACACGCCCAACUCCCACCUUAAGGUUUUGCUCAGAAAAGAUGUGCUUACUGAAGAACAGAGAGAUGAAGAUGAAGAUGAAGGAGCACUAGAGCGCUUUGGGGAUAUAACCACUUCCAUUCAUCAGAUGCCUCUGCUGAGAGCCCUAUCGCCCAAAAGAGACCUGCUGAAGAAGGUGCCCCUGCCCUGUGAAAGCACAGAGGCGCCGUCCUGUUCCCAGCUCGUCCUGGCCCACAAUGACUGCAGCUUCACUCAGUGCAACACCCUGUUCAACAGAGAGAUCAUGCAGGCAGAGGCGUGGAUCAAGGGGAAGCUGCAGGACCUGAAGGAUGGCUGUGACAUCCAGAGGUGUCCUCUGCAGGACUGGGAGGAGGUGUCACAGACCCUCCAGAGAGACCUGAAGGACUUUGAGAACACCCUAAUUCAGCUUAACCAGAUGGGGGAGCAGCUCAUCUGUGAGGAGAACCCCAACUCGGAUCUGGUGAAGAAGCAGCUCACCCAGCUGACAGACCAGUGGCACAUCUUGAAACAGACAGCUGCCAACCAAUCAAAAGCGUUGGGCGGGGCCAGGAAUCUGCAACAGUUCAACAGAAAAGUGGACAGGCUGGAGACCUGGAUAAAGGAGAAGCAGGAAGAGGAGCAGUCGCUGGCAGGAGUUCUGGGGGAGAAUGUUGACAAAAUUCAGCUGACAAGGAGAAUCCUGGAUCUGAAACAGGAUGAGCAGCAAUACCGGACCCUGCAUGAGGAGAUCAAUCACCUGGCCCUAAAGUUAGAGAAACAGGGGAAGACUGAAGGGAAGAACAUUUCAACUAGGAGGAAACACAUCAACAAAAUGUGGCUGAAGGUCCAGUCGCUUCUGAAGGACUAUCACGAAAACCUUCAGUUAGCCCUUGAAGUUUCAUCCUUUUACCAACAGGCAGACAAUAUCAUCUCUGCCAUCAACAGCAAGAGGAAAGGCAUUUCUGUGUCAAAUGACCAUGGAAACUGCGGAGACAGAGAAAUCAGAGAAAUAGCAACUCAAAUCAUGAUGCUGGAUGUGACCGUUUCUCAAUUGUCAAAUCUCCACCCAACCCUGGCAACCAGAGUGACACUCAAGCAGGGAGAGGUGAAGGACGGCUGGGCCCUCCUCCAGAAGGCUGUCAGGAAUGAGAGGUCAGAUAUACUCUCUGCCAGCUCUGAUUUCACAAGGGAAGAUGUUGACCCACUGACCCUGCCUUGCUGCAGCAUGGACAAGGAUGUACACAGGAUUAUGGGAAAGGAGAUUAAAGAAGAACAGAACCGGCUCAAAGGAUGUACGAGUGUGAGAGAACCUGGGAUUAAUAGGAAGUCGACAAACAGCCAAGAUGAAGAACAGCCAUUAAAGAGCCAUGCGCCAGUCACAGGAAAUAGCCCCAGUAAUGCCGAUGAAGUCAUCGAGGGACGCCAGACGGAGGGGGAAAGCAAGGAAGAGAUGACCGAUCCCGAUGCCGCUGCCUCACGAGGAAACCCGCAGCUCUGUGCGCAGUUACAGAAGUUCACAGAAUCUGCAGACAAGAUGCUGUCUUGGCUGAAGGACAACACUGCUUUAGCAACCAAGCUCCAAUGCUCCCCAGGCCAGGAGGGGCUUCAGACUGCCCUGGAAGAUGAAAUCCCAUCUAACAGGACUAGAAGUGAAGCAGCAGAGAUGGACGGCCAGAGCUUGGUGCAUCCAGAGGGCGUGGGGUUUGAGGGUGUCCUGAGCCGGCUGGAGCUCCUGUGGGAAGAAAUAAGGAGGAAGCACCAGAGAAACAGGGCGGAGCACCAGGAUUCCAAGAAGCUCAACCUGAAGGCCCUGACAGUCCUGAAGGACCUGAAUGCUCUGGAAACCUGGCUGCAUACGCUAGGGCUGUCCAGCCAGCAGUCCUCGCUGGCAGGGGACACUGAGUCCAUGAUGGAGGCCGAGCAGGACAGCUGCCUGCUGGAGGAGGUGCCUUUGCAGGACCCUGACCUGGGCAUCCUGCAGCGGGGGACAGACAUGCUACCAGCCGGGAGGCACAUCCGCUUCCAGAAGGGGGUGGCGGAGAAGUACCGGCGCGUGCGGAGGGCUGUGAAGCAGCAGGGCCCCGGCCUGCAGGGUACACACGUGAUGACAGAGGCCCUGGAGAAAUCAAAGCCAGGGGAGGACCAGGAGCAACAGGGGAGCAACCACAGCAGCCUAGGGCAGCAUCUCCCUGUAGAGCAGGACUUGGACCCCUCUCUGUCAAGUGUCCGGGAGGCUGGGCGUGAGGUCACAGCUGCAAGGACCUCCAGGGAGCCGAUGGAGGAGCGGCACGCAGAAGCAGAGAUGUUCAAAAGCACAGCGGUCGACAGUGGCUGCUCCCUGCCCCAGGACUUCACCAUGAAGGAACUGCUCAGCCAGUGUUCCGCACUGACCAUGCAGAUCAACCACGGCCUGUCCCUCAGUGCGGAGCUCAGCAUGGACAUCAUGGACACAGAGACAGACAUGGCAGUGAAGUGUGAGCCGGACCGCAGUGACCUGGAGGGGCUGCGGGAGCAGCAGGAUGAGCUGGAGAUUGACUAUGAGGCCCUGAAAGAGGAAGUGGAGGAGCUGGAGAAGCAGGCCACUUGUCUGGAGUCCCUCUGCCCUGAAAGAUUGCAUGUCCUGAGGGAGGAGGUCCAGGCCACCCUGCAGGCCUGGGAGGAGCUGGGCCGCAGCAUGGUGGAGAACCGCGGCCGCCUGCGGCAGUUCGUGAGGCUCCAGGAGUUCUUCAGGAAUUAUCUGGCGAUGAUCUCAUGGACAGAGGACACCAGGGCCUGCAUCUUUUCUGAGAGCACUGGGCACCAUGGGAAUUCUAAUGAGGUGCCAGUAGCAUCAGAUUUGGACAUGAAUAUCCAGCAGAAGUUUGAGGAGUUUGAUGACCUGGCCGCUGCUGGACAGAAGCUGAUAGAUGAGGAACAUCACCUGACGGAACUGAUCAGGGAGAGGACAGAAGAGCUACAGAGCAUGCUGGGAUGGAUCCUCGUGCACUGGAGGGCCCAGAAACACCAGCGGAGUCAUGGGAAGCGGAAACCGGAGUCUGAAGGAAACAUAUACUCAGAGGCUACAGUUUCUACACUGCCACUGCAGCAGCCAUUAGAAAAGGCCGUUACUGAGGGAAGACGGUGGAAUCCAGAUGGCCAGUGGGGGUCCACGCCCAGGUGUGAGGAAGAGAGGCGGGGUGAGCAUCAGUCAGAGGUUGGGCAGGAGGCAGCGUGCAGUACUGGGCUGAGCCCGCCAGGAGGAGUCACAGGGACACCCAAGUCACCCAUCCUGGUCCUGAAGGAGCCCGGUACCCCAUCACUGGGCGGGACUGUCAACCUCAUUCUCAGUUUCAGCAAACCCGGGGACAGCCUGCUCCAGGUGCAGGACCCAGCGGAGAAGGGGGACACCUUGGAGCCUGUUCACAGGGUAAGCACAUAUUUGCAUGUUACGGACAGCAACAAAGUCACCGCCUCUGUGGAUGAGCUCAGUUCUCUGGCCUACCUCCCCAGCCAAGCCCAGGCCCCUGCUUCCCAUUCUUCCACCUCCCCCUCCACCUGCCCAGCCCAGGUCAGCAGCCUUUCCCUCCAUACCCUGCUUAGAGGCAGCUCCAGCUCUAGCUCAAGUAGCAUUAAGAGGACAAGCAAGAACAGGGACGCCAUCCAGAGGAUCACAGGAUUGGCACAAACUGAGAGUGUAUCCCCCACGCAUGACCAGGGCGCGCGGAGCACCAACACCUGGCCGCUGAAGGAGAGGAAGAAGAAACGCACCCUGCCUGCCGGUCCUGCCGCUGCUGAGCUUCUAGGCCAUGGCAGAAACAUACCACCUAAUGACAAAGAAUGCCCUAAGCGGUCACAGUUCUCCCAGUCUGUUGUGCACUCCAGCUCGUGUUUGUCAGGGGAAGCCCCUUCCAAGCAUAUCAAGAACCACUGCAGGCAUCUGUCUCUUGGAUCUGUGCUGAGCUUUGAUUUGCCCAAAGACUUGAGCCUCAUCCCCAGCAUCCAAGAUGUUAUCACUAUAAGCCCUCUAGAACCCGCUGGGACGGACCAUCUCAGGAAAGCAGUGGACUUACCAGACCAGAUGAGCCAGUGGUCACAGCCUGACAGGCACACAAGCUCAAGUACUUUCAGACAUAAGCACCCACCUCCAAAGCUCAGCAGAGAAACAUUUGAACAUAGCCCCAAAGGGCAGAUGGUCAUCAAAACAGAUUGUGUUGGGUCCCAAAGGAUUGACUUGGAGGUCUCUUCGGAUUUGGCCCAGUGUAUUCCAGCUGCCAAUAAAGAGGAUUUCUUUCAGGACCACACUCAGACCCCACCAACUGAUGACCUAUCAGAUCAAGAGGUGAGGUGUCACUCAGGCACUGGAGGUCCAAACAAUGAGAUUGGCCAGAAACAGGACCAGCCAGCCACUGCACUGGACCCUAAAGAACAUCUGUGGAAUAAUGGAACAAAGGCCAAUCCACACAAAGGGCAGGAUCACUAUAAAACCGCUACCUGUGGUCACACAUCCACACUGUCAGUUACACACGUGUGCCCAAGCGUUCAUACUAAAAUUCAGGAACUAAAUGGACAUAUAUACUGCCCUCCUGUGAGGAUGCAAAGAGCUCACAAAGGUGACUGCUCAGCCAACCAGAGCACAGCAUCUCACACUGUCAUGUCCCUCAAGACCUGUGUCAUUGGGAAGGAGAGCUCAGGAGGCGUGGCCACAUGCAGCUCUACACAUAUCCAGCUCAACUCUGGAGGUCAGAGAACAGUGUCCCCAGAUGCUCCCCUGCCCGGGAGGACUGCUAGCACCAUGUGCCUGGGGAGGGUGGACCCUGUGUCCCACGCUGGGAACAAGGUCAGCCAUGACCUGGGGUCGGCAGCAGCAGACACAGUCCAUCCCGACCACCGACAGUUUGAGGAAGAAGAAGAGGAGCUGGAGGAUAUCUGGAACCAAACCAACAGAUAUGAACCCAGCAGCUGCUCCAACAAUACUUGCCAAACCAAGAGGGAGGAGCCAGCAGCCACACCUCUGAGUCAGCCUAUAAACCCCUCCCCCCAGGGGCAGGAUGUGCUGUACAGGAAGCUGGACCCCUCCUCUACCUCAGGCCUCCUGGUGGCUGAGUUCAGGCUGCCAGCCUCCAUCCAGACCCUGCUCGGAUACAACAAGGAACAGAACCCUAGGGAGAAGGGCAGCCCCACCAGGGAACACGGGACAUCCCAUGUUGCCAUCCCCCACACAGAAGACCCCAAUGGAAAGUUAGCAGUGGCCAACCAGGCAGCUUCCAAUUUGGUGAAAUUGCCUGAUGCAAAGAAUCAGCGAAAGUAUGACCGACAAGAGGAAGAGGCGGAGACGCACAUGGAGACCACAGCCUGUCCACGGGUCCAAUCAGUGAGCCUGCUGCCAGUUUGCGCGGGGGCAGAAAAUUCUGGACAGCAACCAAUGGACUUGGGCACACACUACAGUGACAUAAGGGAGCAGGGACACAGAACUGCCACUGGAGGGCACUGCAGCACUAUGAUUGGCAAAGACUGCCAAUUCCAGUCAAUGGAAGGGACUCUGGAGAGGAAACACCAGCAGGAGGUGGGGAAGAAGGCCCACUGCCAGGCCUGGCACACGUGCCAUGCCGUCCUACUCGGACACACGCUGCGCUUCUACAAGGACAGAGAGGACGCUCUGAAGAACUCAGAGCCAGCACUGUCUCUUGACCUGACUGGUUCUACAUGCACACCUGCCCCCGAGUAUGCCAAGGAGGCCAAUUGUUUCAGUCUGCGACUGCAUGAUGGUUCAGAGCACCUACUCAGCGCUUCCUCGUGCCCCAUGAUGAAGGAAUGGGUGUUUAAGAUCCAAGCCAACACAGGUAUGAGCGAGAUGGAGCCCCCUAGGUGUCUGUCCGGAUCUCUCACUACAAAAGCCUUCUUCAGCACUGCCUGCCAUGGCUACAACACAUGCCACUGUACCACCGGGAGUGACAUCACUUGCUCUACCCCAGACCCAAUUGAGACUGGCAGUGUCAUAGCCAAAGAAUGUACCCUGACAAAAGACAGCCCCCAGGUGUCACAAUUGCAUCAUGGGAACUCAGAGGACCUUUCUCCAGUCUUAUUGUCUGGUGCAGGGGGUGAGUGCAGCUCCCUGCGGAAUGUCGGAGUGACACAGCGGCCAUCCCCGACACGCCGGGAUGCCAGUCCCCAGUUACCGGAGCCUCCCGUCCUGGACAGUCAGGAAUGCCCGAGCAAACGCAGAUCACACUCCUUUACCUCAGCCACUUAUCAGAAGAUCACCCCUGUGCCUCUGCCCCACGGGGGCCACGAAAGCGGUUCCAGCUACUCAGUGACUCUGUUCAUCGGAGACCAACUCUCUGAGACCACGGCCCCUCACAACAAGGCCAAAUCGCCAGCUCUGAUUGGCCAGCAGAGGGAGCCUGUCCAGGACAUGAUUCCAGAGGAGAACUGCACCAACCUCCCCAAGUCACAGAAAAAGUCUGUCUUUAAGAAGUUUUUUGGGAAGGAAUGAUUUUAGAGGCUUGAUCUCUUGCCUUUGAGGAGACAGCAGUGCCAGUGGCUGACUGUUUCAUACUUCUGUGUGCAGAGCACAUUUUUUCCCUCAUACCCUUUCUGGCUGAGAGUUUGACAGUAGUAAUAGCAGUUCUGGGACCAAUGCAUCUUUAUUAUUUGUUUUUUUUUUCUUAAUAUAGUAGUUCAGUCUCUUCAGAAAUGUCAACACCAUCCCAUCUCUCAUUUCUCUCCAAACUUUUCGCAAGGCUCGAUUGCUUUGACCUUCAGAAAUAACGGUCAGAGCAUCUGUCUCACCGGUGUCUCUGUCUGUGGUGGAGAAGUUAAGCGUUCUUCACGGGUGCCUGUGCUGUUUGCAAAAUAAAAGCUGAAGUGAAACCAUUAAAAGAAGAAUCAAAUAUGAAUCAUGGUUUAAAUUUAAACAUAC
Messenger RNA from Megalops cyprinoides (Indo-Pacific tarpon), 7869 nucleotides. RefSeq lists its product as uncharacterized. The record is from RefSeq and is a predicted model, not a curated record. The transcript has 33 exons. NCBI's taxonomy places the organism in Eukaryota, Metazoa, Chordata, Actinopteri, Elopiformes, Megalopidae. Gene Ontology annotation, molecular function: phospholipid binding; actin filament binding. The coding region runs from base 499 to 7443 and encodes 2314 amino acids. Gene Ontology annotation, cellular component: cell junction; cortical actin cytoskeleton; plasma membrane. Gene Ontology annotation, biological process: actin cytoskeleton organization; muscle cell development.